GCUCUCCUGAGGGGCUGGCGGCCCUAUCCGGGUUCGCUCAUGGCUGUCGAGGCUCUGCGGGAUGCGGGUGGCAGUUUCCGCCACGGGACUCUCCGGGGCUGACCGAGUCAAGGGAGCGCCCGCUUAGCUCGCCGGGGCCUGGCUUGUCUUGCCUCCGCGCAGCCGAGGGACAUGAGCUGGUUCAACGCCUCGCAGCUCUCGAGCUUCGCCAAGCAAGCCUUGUCGCAGGCGCAGAAGUCGAUCGACCGGGUGUUGGACAUCCAGGGCGAGGAGGAGGAUGAGGGCGAGGGGCCCCCCGGCGGAAUCGUCCCACUCAGGCCCGGCGAGCGUGGAACAAAUUCACUUAUGAGUGGAGGAUGGGAUACUUCUGCCUGGGGGUUAAAUUCUGAUACUGAAGGUGAAACUCAGCCGAUACCCUCUUCCACUGCCAUCACCAAACCAGUUAGAAGGACUGUGGUAGAUGAAUCAGAAAACUUCUUCAGUGCCUUUCUCUCACCGACGGAUGUUCAGAGCAUACAGCAAAGUGCAGUAGUAUCUAAGCCUCCCACCAAAUCACAGCGACCUAAGGAAGAAGUGAAAAGCACGCUACAGGACUCUCUGCAUAGUGGCCCACCAGAAGCAUCCGUAGAAACUGCAGCAAAAGACUUCUCUGUAAUUGCACUAGUAGAACUGGAAAACCUCAGUGAUUCCCAGGAACAGUUAGAAGAAAGUAGCUCAUUACUUGAUACUGAUGACAAGCAUGAUGAAAACAAAACCAAAGACACUGAACAACAGGUGUCUCCUGAGAAUGUCAGUGCAGGAAAGCCCGCUGAUGUUGUAAAAUCAGAUCCAGAAAGUGAUGAACCUGUACAUAUUCCUGAAAUUCCUGCGCAAACUCUGCCCACAGAGACAAAGAAUGCUACCUUGGAAACGAAAGAGCGCAAAAGCGAGGAUCGGCAAAGCAAUACACCUUCCCCUCCCGUUAGCACUUUCUCCUCAGGGACAUCCACAACUAGCGAUAUUGAAGUUUUAGAUCACGAAAGCGUAAUAAGCGAGAGCUCGGCAAGUUCAAGGCAAGAGGCGGCUGAUUCGAAAGCUAGCCUUCACCUGAUGCAAACAUCCUUUCAGCUUCUCUCAGCAUCUGCUUGCACGGAAUAUAACCGUCUCGACGACUUCCAGAAGUUGACUGAGAGCUGCUGCUCCUCCGAUGCCUUUGAAAGGAUAGACUCCUUCAGUGUGCAAUCGCUGGACAGUCGUAGCGUCAGCGAAAUCAACUCAGAUGAUGAACUGUCAGGUCGGGGAUGCAUUUCUGCAUCUGUCACCAUCAGCCCCGUGACACCCAAAAGUGAUGUCACUGACACUGUUCAAAACAAGUCUGAUCAGACUGCCAGUGAGACUCUUGCGCUGCCCGCAGAGGAAGCAGAAAUGGAGGAAAGUGGACGAAGUGCCACUCCUGUUAACUCCGAGCAGCCAGAUGUCUUGAUUGUUCCUGUGCGGAUUCAUGAAGAGGGUGCCCCAAAAGAAGAGGUGGUGGUGCCUCAACACAGUGCUGAAAAGCUGUCCAGCGCAGAGUGCGAAAAAGAAGAACUUUGCAAGAUUAUUGAUUCAUUGACAGAGAAGCUGGAGAUAAGGGAAAAUCGACUGUUAAGUGUCAGCAAAGAGAAGGCAUGCCUUGAAGAAGCUUAUGAUAACCUCAAAGAUGAAGUCUUCAGAAUGAGAGAAGAAAACAGUAGCAUUUCAUCUCUUAAAGAGGAGUUUGCUCAGCGAAUAGCGGAUGCAGAGAAAAAGGUCCAAAUAGCAUGCAAAGAGAGAGAUACAGCUAAAAAGGAAGUGAAGACGCUCAAAGAAGAGUUAGCAACACGACUGAACAGUAAUGAAACUGCUGAGUUACUAAAAGAGAGAGAUGAACAAAUUAAAGGGUUAAUGGAAGAAGGAGAAAAGCUUUCAAAACAGCAGUUGCUAAACUCAAAUAUCAUUAAGAAACUGAGAGCAAAGGAGAAGGAAAGAGACAACUCUUAUUCGAAACAGAGUAAAAAAGUGAAGGAAUUAGAAGAGGAGUUACAGCAUCUGAAACAGGUACUGGAUGGCAAAGAGGAAGUUGAAAAACAGCACCGGGAGAGCAUUAAGCAGCUGAAUAGCUUGGUUGAGCGGCAGGAGAAGGAUCUUAGCAGACUCCAGGUGGAAGUGGAAGAUCUUGAAGAGAGGAACCGGAGUGUCCAAGCAGCCCUUGAUAAUGCAUAUAGAGAUCUUGCAGAUCUUCACAAAGCAAAUGCUACGAAGGACAGUGAAGCACAAGAAGCGGCAUUAAGUCGUGAAAUGAAGGCUAAAGAGGAACUUGGCAUGGCUUUAGAGAAGGCCCAAGAGGAAGCUCAUCAGCAACAAGAAGCUUUAGCAAUUCAGGUGGCAGAUUUAAGGCUGGCCCUGCAGCGUGCAGAGCAGCAAACAGGUAGAAAGGAAGACUACUUACGCCAAGAAAUUGCCGAACUGCAGCAGAGACUUCAAGAAGCAGAGACUCGCAAUCAGGAGCUCAGCCAAAGUGUCACCUCUGCUACAAGGCCACUGCUGCGGCAAAUCGAGAACCUGCAGGCGAACUUGGGAGCACAGACCGCAUCUUGGGAGAAGCUAGAGAAAAAUCUUUCCGAUAGGCUGGGGGAAUCUCAAACUGCCCUCGCUGCACAGGCUGAAAGAGAACGGGCUGCUACAGAAGAACUUCUUUCCAAUAAAAUCCAGUUAUCUUCUGCUGAAUCACAGAAUAGUCUCCUCAGGCAAGAAAAUAGCCGCCUUCAAGCCCAACGAGAAGCAGAGAAAGCCAGGCUCAAGAAACUGGAAAAUGAAAACAAUCGGUAUGAAGUUGAACUCGAAAAUCUUAAAGAAGAGUAUGUGAAAACCGUUGAAGAGGCCAAGAAAGAAAAGAUGCUGCUAGCCACUCAGUUAGAAAUGGAGAAAAUGAAAGUAGAACAGGAAAAAAAGAAAGCCAUUUUUGUACAAGAAACCGCAAGAGAAAAGGAGCGUAAAUUAUUGACUCAAUCAGCAACAGAAACUGUCUCAAGUACUCCAACACUGUCUCGUUCCAGCUCCGUCAGUGGAGUGGACAUGGCAGGGCUUCAGGCCUCCUUCAUGUCCCAGGAUGACACUCAUGAACAUUCCUUUGGUUCAGUGUCUACAAGUGGAAGUAAUCUCUAUGAUGCAGUGAGAAUGGGAGCAGGUUCAAGUAUUAUUGAAAAUCUACAGUCACAGUUAAAAUUGCGUGAUGGAGAAAUAUCUCACCUACAGCUGGAAAUUGGAAACCUUGAAAGAACUCGGUCAAUAAUGGCGGAAGAGCUGGUAAAGUUAACAAAUCAAAAUGAUGACUUGGAAGAAAAGGUAAAGGAGAUACCCAAGCUACGUGUGCAGCUAAGGGAUCUGGAUCAGAGAUAUAAUACCAUUCUCCAGAUGUAUGGGGAGAAAGCAGAAGAGGCAGAAGAACUGAAAUUGGACCUUGAAGAUGUCAAAAACAUGUACAAGACUCAGAUUGAUGAACUUCUAAAACAAAGACACAGUUAAUUACUGUUGAGGUUGCCUCUUGCAUUAAACUUUAGGAAAAUUCAUGUAAAUUCAAAUGAAUUGUAAAGAAUCUGUAUUAUAAAGUGAUUUAUGGUGUAGAGUUCAUAUCCUGGAAGAAUCGUUAUGCUUUCAUGGUGGCCAACUGUUAAAUUAUUUGUUAAAUAUUUAAAAUAAGUCCUAUAUCCAUGGCUUUAUCAAUGCAUACUAAAAGGAAGGAUACCUUACAUGUGUACAGUAGUAUGCAAAUUUGUUGGUAAUAUUAACUAAUCUGACAGCAGGGAGUUCUUAAUUGCAGCUGUUGCAGAAUGUGACUGGAUAAUUCUAAUAGUUAUCUGAUACCCUGAUAUUGAUCUAAAUUCAGGGACAAUAUCUCUUAUUAAAUAUAGUGAUUUCAAAUGACGUUAUUGAAACAAAAUGGAUGAGUGCUUUUAAUAUAUUUUAAAAAUUAACACUUGGAUUUGUACUAUGAUGCUCUAACCAGGUAGAGAUAAAUAUUGUGUUGUCCACAAAGGCAGUUGUUUGCCUUUCUCCCCAAGUACUGAAAAAGAAACCAAAUUCCCUCCUGUUUAGGAAGUAUUUGGUUCCUUGUCCCCUAUGGGGCUUCCAUUCCAAAAAAUUAAUACAUUGCCAUUUAGAGGAGGUUGCUUAGCAUUUUCAGUGGCAUUAAGUUAGAUAGGUGUCAAACUCACGGCCCUCCAGAUGUUAUGGACUACAGUUCGAUGGGAACUGUAGUUCAUAACAUCUGGAGGGCCGUGAGUUGGACACCUGUUAGAUGAUGCAAAACUUACUAAUUUUAUGAGGAAAGAAGGGAACAAGAUUCUUAUAUAUUCACACACUGAAUGAUGGCUUCUCUUUUCCCAUGGUCUGUUUUUUAAAGUGGGUUUGAAUGCCCUUUAAUUUAAAAAAGUGCAUAAAACUGUAGAUGUUUCAGAUUAUCUUCAGUCAUUUAGAAAAGAUUUUAGAAGGUAGAUGUCAAAAAAUAACAGAGAACCUUAUUGCCUUUCCGGAAAUUUAGCCUAAAUGAGACAGCUCACUUUUGUUCGCCCAAUCCACAGAAGGAAUUUGUUCACGGUACUGUCCUACCUACUGUGGUUAAAAAAAUUAAUCCCCAUAAAGUUCACUUCCAUGGCUGUUCUGAGAAAAGGUAUGGUUAAUACCAUAUUUAAAAACCCUUAGCUGCUUCCGGGUUUUUUUUUAAUGUUCUCUUCAGAAAUUGGAAGUUGUGUUUUAAAUGAAACCUCACUUGCUCAUUAAUACAUGACAUCCACUCUGAAAAUAUAUUUCUAUCAGGUUGAUUCUGUCUGUUUUUCAAUUAACUGUUGAUUCUGUAGAUUGAUACCUGAGACAUUUUUCCUAAGUCAAAAUCUGCAGAGUCCUUCACUGACUUCUUCCCCUUGUGAAAAAUGUCCUGCUUGGGGGGAAAAAAAGUCUUGGAUUUCUGGCUGCUGCAGGAAGAAAAGGGGCAAGAAAGUCAGGUUCUCUGGGCCAGAGACAGUUGCGCCUGUGGAAAAACUCCAGUGGAUCUAAGCCAUUGCCUGUAUGUGGGGAGGAGUUCUAGCACCCACAUCUCCCUGAUAUGCUAGUUUUUCUGUGUGUGGGAAUGUUUGACUUGGUAAAGUACUUGAUCAUAUAAUCCUGAUUUAAAGUGCAGGCAGGCCUGCAUAGAGUGUUUUUUUGGCCAAGAAAAAAAAUUGCCAGUCGAUGCUGCUGUGUGGAAAAUUUGACUUAUUUAUACCUUCUAAUAUGAGAACAGAUCUUGAAGUUAGCAGAUAUAAAGAACAAUGUAUUGUCGAAGGCUUUCACAGCCAGAUUCAACCAUGGCCACACAGCCCGGAAAACCCACCAGACCAAAUAAAGAACAAUGUUUUAAAAAUGAACCCAAAGCUGGAAUAAUAUUGAAACUUUUGCCCCUUCUUACAUACAUGAAGUGUAUUUCAAACCAAUGAAAAGGGUGCAAGUAAUUAGUUUUGGAACCCAAAUUUGGGCUCAGUCUUCCCAUAUAACCUCAGCUCUUCAUCAGCAUGCUAAUCUCUUGACAAUCAACAAGUAUGAAGGGUGUUUCUCUUUUGAAGUAUUUAAAGCCACUUGCAAUUGAAAAUGGACAACAUUGCUAUCAUUGGUUUUCACAGAUUCAUUUGCAUAAUAUUUUGCAAGCCCACAUGUAUCUCUGUAGCCUCUAAAAGCAUCUUGUAAGCGUGAACAUUACAUCAAUGGCCCCUCCCACAAAAAUGUGCCCUGGCUGAUCGGCCUCUAGAGUUUUUUGCCUAUAUAUGCAAAACUCUUAAAGCUUUUUUUUUGUGCAGAUAGAGCCAUGGAUGCAAUCUCCCUGUAUUUACAAAAGGAUAAUGUGGAAAGCGACCUGCAUGGCAUUGGUGUAAAAAGUGAUAUGUCAAGAAAGAAAAGAUUUAGUAGUAAACUGGAGACGCAUUAUUUAUACUAAAUAAGAAUACAUUUCUUGAGGAACUGUGUAGCUGAAUCUAUGUUCAGACUUCUGCUCAUUUGCAGCCCCACCGAAAGGGGGGGGGGAUGAAUUUGCCAGUGGGAACCGUAUGCGGCCACACCGGCGGAUUUGCCUUCCCCGGGGCACUUGCCCUGGCAGUGAAUUCAUCAGUGUGCGGCCACAGCGCACUGGACGUUGUGCCAGCAUCCCUGCUCUCCCAAGGCUGCUGACGUAGUGGGGGCAAUCUGGGGGCCCUUUUGGCCAUUGCCACCCUGGCUCUGGCUGUCUGAGCUUAAGAAUUACAUCAUCAAGAAGGUGGUAUAAAGCCCAAUGGGGGUUUCCCAGAAGCGGGGAGGCUUUUUUGCAUUUCAAGCUUCCCCAUGCUGUUGGGAAGCACUCCAUGGGAGUGGCAGGCCACUGUUGCUGCAGCCUGGUGCCCAAACCCUUGAAUUGGGCUGCCCACUUGCUUAGUGUACUUACAUGUUUCUUCCAUUCUUGUGUGCACUCUGUGAUUUUAAAAUUUCCUGUUUUGGGAGGCCUUAAAUUAAACUCCACUUUACCGCAGCAUUUAAAUGUAAGUGUGUGGUCAGAUGGGAGUUUUUCUUCUCCGUAAGUUAAGAAAGCAAACUCUGUUUUGCAUUCAGACAUCGCUGUACAUUGAAGUUUGAUUCAAGACUUCUUAAAUCAGGAAUAUUUCAAUCCUAUCUGCAAAAGGGAAGAGUGUGUGUAAGCACAACAAACAAGCAGAGGUUUUCUUAAGAUCUGAAUAUGGCCUGUCAUUCAAGGCAGGGGCAGGGGAAAGGUCUAUGAGAAGAAAUGCUGCCUUCUACAAAGCCUUCAAGACAUUGCUCAGGAGCUGGUUACAGUAAAUAAAAACUCUUGAAAUAAGAAAAUGGCCUCUGUGCAUUUGGAUUGCGCACAUAAUUGAACCAGAUCCUUAUCCAGUACUGACUGAACAAAUAUUUGAACUCUAUUGAAUUAGCUAGAACUCAUGCCAGUAUGUUUUUACGGUUUUAACCUGUUACUGCUGUGUUAACACGGUUUUCCCUCUUGCUUUACAAGAGAUAGUCUUCAGAGUAUACAUAGUACAUUUUUUUAUAAAGGGCUGUAAAGUAGUUUAAAUAGAGUAUGUACAUUAAUAACCUGUUACAGAAAAGAGGCAGUUGAGUUGAACAAUAAUGUAAAUAAUUUAAAAGUGUUUAAAUCUUGGUCUAAAUAAAAUAUUUGCAUUAA
Sphaerodactylus townsendi is the source of this 7195-nucleotide messenger RNA. RefSeq names its product TATA element modulatory factor 1 (gene TMF1). The transcript has 17 exons. Gene Ontology annotation, cellular component: endoplasmic reticulum; Golgi apparatus. The record is from RefSeq and is a predicted model, not a curated record. The coding region runs from base 172 to 3522 and encodes 1116 amino acids. Lineage: Eukaryota; Metazoa; Chordata; Lepidosauria; Squamata; Sphaerodactylidae.